GCGAUGAUUUGGUUGGAGUGCAAACGCUGGAAUGUGUCAUUUUCACAGCGCGCACAUCCUCGAUCAACACCAAGAACCAAGCAAGCGAAAAGCCAACUCAAAGGACUGUUUGCUGAUCAGAAGACUCCACGACCCACGACCAAGACAGACACAAACAGAUACAUCACCGCUUUUCCAGAACCUUCCCCAACCAAUCAGCACUCUGCUGCGCUGCUAUACGUCUAGCAACCAGCCAACCCAACAGCCCACCAACCCAACGAAUAGCCAGUGCACACCAUCACCACCGCAUCUCCACGUUCAUUUCCAGAGAGCCGACACAACAAGCAGGCAAGCCAGUCAAGUCAAGCCAGCACGCGAUCACUGUGAGAAGACGAAGCAGUCACCAACACCACCACUCCCGCAGAGACAACAACAACAGCAAACGCCAUGAUGACGAGAACAUCUACCAGCGCGCCUCCCAUGACGUACAACACGCUCAUCCCCAUUGCCUACAAGAAGAACUGCCGCAUGGCCGAGGACUCGUCCACAAGCCUGCGCAAGAGCCUGAUGCAGCGUGACAUGUGGAGGAAGCUGCAGAACAUGUUUGCCAAGUGCGACAACGUGGAGGCCCUCGCCUCCUCGCCAGUGCUCACCCGCCGCGAGCGCUCUGUGCCAUCCAUGCGCAGGCGCUCCCGCCUUAGCGCAUCCGCCACCGCAACCAAGCCUGCCACGGCCACGGCCAUGGACGUGUCCAAGGACGUCGAGAACCAGGUGCCUAAGCAGCAACAAGAGCAGCCAUCGGCGAUGGACACCACAAGCUGUGCGCACACCACCCCGUACCAGGCGCGUUACCCAGCGAUGCGCCAGUCAGCACCCCACCGCCAGCACCACCGCCAGCACCACCAGGAGCUGCCCAGCGUCUCUGACACGGAGUCUGAGGACUCUAGCUCAGACUCGGACGAGGACAUGCAGGAGGAACAGAGCGACGUGCCUCCCCACGUCACUGUGCAGACUGCCACAGACGCGGCCUCCUCCUCCUCCUGCGCCCAGGACUAUGCCAGCCACUCGUUCAAGGCGCAACACACGCAGCCGUGGACGCACCCGACCGCGCACACGCCCCACCACGUCGUCUGAGAAGAAGGGUGGCCGCCACAGACAGACAGCUUUGGCGACAGGAGCGUUGUGCGCUGGUCGUACACCAUGGCCUCUUGUGUAUGCAUGUGCAUUUGUGGGGCGGUGCAAUUGCCACCACCACCACCACCACCACCACCACUUGUUACUUUGGUUUGGCCUUGGGUUUUGGCUUGAUGCCAGUUAUCUUGCACCUGUUCCUCUGACCCUUGAGAGAACGUCGUCAGCACCGCCUUGCGUGCUUGUCGUUCAUAAUGCUACACCUGCUUGCGACCCCCUGUUGUUCAAAGGGGGUCGCUUAACACGCGGUGACAUGGCCUUUUGUUCUUCUGCUUAGUUUCGAUUCGUAUCAUUUGGUGACAUGAGCACCGCGCUUCUCAUUGAUUGAUUGAUUGGUCGAUUGAUCGAUCGAUCGAAUCAUUGAUUGAUUGAGAGAGGAUGUGCCUCUCCUUGCCCUACACGCUCUUUUUGUUCUUCAUGCCGAGUGUGCCUUACAUUUAUUGGUCCACGCAAGUACAACAACAAUCAAUCCAA
Molecule: messenger RNA, 1644 nt
Organism: Salpingoeca rosetta
Lineage: Eukaryota; Choanoflagellata; Craspedida; Salpingoecidae
Exons: 1
Coding region: 427-1113 (228 amino acids)
Source: RefSeq, a predicted model, not a curated record